Molecule: messenger RNA, 2274 nt
Organism: Piliocolobus tephrosceles (Ugandan red Colobus)
Lineage: Eukaryota; Metazoa; Chordata; Mammalia; Primates; Cercopithecidae
Gene: ARHGAP28
Product: Rho GTPase activating protein 28
Exons: 18
Coding region: 1-2190 (729 amino acids)
Biological process (GO): regulation of small GTPase mediated signal transduction; regulation of actin filament polymerization; negative regulation of stress fiber assembly
Cellular component (GO): cytoplasm
Molecular function (GO): GTPase activator activity
Source: RefSeq, a predicted model, not a curated record
AUGGAGGUGGAGGACUCGGGCGGCGUGGUGCUGACCGCCUACCACUCGUACGCCCGCGCCCAGCCCCCCAACGCAGAGUCGCGCUGCGCGCCCCGGGCCGCCGCCAGCCACCCGCUCAGCAGAAAAUCCAUUCCUCGCUGCCGAAGAAUUAACAGGAUGCUCUCCAAUGAAUCCCUCCAUCCUCCUGCCUUCAGCCGUUCCAACUCAGAAGCCUCCGUAGACAGCGCCUCCAUGGAGGAUUUCUGGCGGGAAAUAGAAAGUAUUAAAGAGAGCAGCAUGGGAGGGCAAGAAGAGCCACCGCCAGCUGAGAUCACACCUGUGGAUGAAGGAGAACUUGAAGCAGAAUGGCUGCAAGAUGUGGGUUUAUCAACUCUGAUCUCAGGUGAUGAAGAGGAAGAUGGCAAAGCCUUGCUCUCUACAUUGACUCGAACCCAAGCAGCUGCCGUGGAAAAGAGAUACAAUACCUAUACCCAAACCAUGAGGAAAAAGAAUAAGCAAUCUAUCAGGGAUGUCAGAGACAUUUUUGGAGUCAGGGAAUCUCCUCCUCGUGAUACCUGUGACAACCACACUAAUCAGUUGGAUGGCACCAAGGAAGAAAGAGAGCUUCCAAGAGUUAUCAAGGCAAGUGGUUCCAUGCCAGAUGAUGCUUCUCUCAACAGUACUACCCUGUCUGACGCAUCCCAGGAUAAAGAAGGGAGUUUUGCAGUUCCCAGGAGUGACUCUGUGGCUAUACUUGAGACCAUUCCAGAUCUUCCACUUCAUUCCAAUGGGUCACCAGAGCCGGGACAGCCAGUUCAGAAUGCAGUCAGUGACGAUGAUUAUCUAGAAAAGAACAUUCCACCAGAGGCUGAAGAGCUGUCAUUUGAAGUGUCUUAUUCAGAAAUGGUUACAGAGGCUCUAAAAAGAAAUAAACUUAAGAAAUCAGAGAUUAAGAAAGAAGACUAUGUUUUAACUAAAUUUAUUGUUCAGAAAACCAGAUAUGGCUUAACUGAAGCGGGAGAUCUGUCUGCUGAAGACAUGAAGAAAAUCCGCCAUCUCUCUCUGAUUGAAUUGACUGCCUUUUUUGAUGCCUUUGGAAUUCAACUGAAAAGAAACAAAACAGAAAAAGUAAAAGGGAGAGACAAUGGGAUUUUUGGAGUUCCGCUUACAGUCCUCCUGGACAGUGACCGAAAGAAAGACCCUGGAGUGAAAGUUCCCCUGGUAUUACAAAAAUUUUUUGAGAAAGUCGAGGAAUCAGGUCUGGAAUCUGAAGGAAUUUUUCGACUUUCGGGAUGUACUGCUAAAGUCAAGCAAUAUCGUGAAGAACUUGAUGCCAAGUUUAAUGCUGAUAAAUUCAAAUGGGACAAAAUGUGCCACAGAGAAGCUGCAGUAAUGUUGAAAGCAUUUUUCAGAGAACUACCCACCUCUCUGUUCCCUGUGGAAUACAUACCUGCCUUCAUCAGUCUAAUGGAAAGAGGGCCUCACGUCAAAGUACAGUUUCAAGCCUUACACCUCAUGGUCAUGGCGCUGCCUGAUGCCAACAGGGAUACAGCUGAGGCCCUCAUGACAUUCUUCAGUAAAGUGAUCGCCAAUGAAUCAAAAAACCGAAUGAGUCUGUGGAACAUUUCUACAGUGAUGGCACCAAACCUUUUCUUCAGUAGAAGCAAGCACUCUGAUUAUGAAGAAUUGCUGUUAGCAAACACUGCGGCCCACAUCAUCCGCCUAAUGCUGAAGUACCAGAAAAUUUUGUGGAAGGUUCCAUCUUUUUUGAUCACUCAAGUAAGAAGAAUGAAUGAAGCCACGAUGCUGUUAAAGAAGCAGCUCCCGAGUGUCAGGAAGCUGCUCAGGAGGAGGACCCUUGAGCGGGAGACUGCAAGCCCCAAGACUUCAAAGGUACUGCAAAAAUCACCCUCGGCAAGAAGAAUGUCUGACGUGCCGGAAGGAGUCAUACGGGUCCAUGCUCCACUUCUCUCCAAGGUGUCCAUGGCCAUUCAACUCAACAAUCAAACCAAAGCCAAAGACAUAUUGGCAAAAUUUCAAUAUGAAAACAGUCAUGGUUCAUCAGAAUAUAUUAAGAUUCAGAACCAAAGGUUAUACGAAAUUGGAGGAAAUAUAGGAGAGCAUUGCUUGGAUCCAGAUGCUUAUAUAUUGGAUGUAUAUCGUAUAAAUCCUCAAGCAGAAUGGGUGAUUAAACCCCAACCAAGUUCUUAAAAUAUCCUCAAGAUAGCUGCUAUCAUGUAUUAUAUGCCAAAAAGAUCCUACAUUUUGGUAGGGAAAAAACAACGCUGUGUUUGA